Messenger RNA from Rhinopithecus roxellana (golden snub-nosed monkey), 918 nucleotides. It is a transcript of the gene FAM234B, whose product is annotated as family with sequence similarity 234 member B. Lineage: Eukaryota; Metazoa; Chordata; Mammalia; Primates; Cercopithecidae. The transcript is spliced from 5 exons. The coding region runs from base 1 to 918 and encodes 305 amino acids. The record is from RefSeq and is a predicted model, not a curated record.
AUGGAGCUUGUGAACCAAGAAAGUGGAACAGGUUUUAGGUUAGCAGGGAAAGAGAAUAGUCUGUCUUCAGCCUUUAAGAACUCAGCUCCUUACGUGGGUUUUGGUGCGGGUCGUGUGGCAGCAUCCACAGUAACGCAGCUUCACAUGCAGCUUGGGAAGCACAUAGGCAUCGAAGAUGUUCAUUUCAGGAACGUCCCUGACUGUUGCAGCCCCCACUGUGUUUCAAAUGACGAAUUUCUUCAUGGCCUUGUCCUUGGGCACACAUUGGGCACAGUUCAUGCAGCAAAUAAGCUGCAUGUGGCCGUGGCCCAUUUUGGCACGACCAUUGUUCCUUCUUUUCUUUGUCGUCUUGGAGCAAGAAGGUCUCACCUUUCCCGGUGCCAGCCCCGCGCACCGCCCGCCCGGAACUACGCUUCCCGGCAGAACCCGGGCGUGCGCACGCGCACCGGGGCCUCCGCCAUGGCGACCGUGCUGUCCAGGGCACUCAAGCUCCCGGGGAAGAAGAGUCCAGACCUAGGGGAGUAUGAUCCCCUCACCCAGGCUGACAGUGACGAGAGCGAAGACGAUCUGGUGCUUAACUUGCAGAAGAAUGGAGGGGUCAAAAAUGGGAAGAGUCCUUUGGGAGAAGCGCCAGAACCCGACUCAGAUGCUGAGGUUGCAGAGGCUGCAAAGCCACAUCUUUCGGAAGUCACCACGGAGGGCUACCCCUCGGAACCCCUUGGGGGCCUGGAACAGAAGGCAGCCUCCUCCCUGGUGUCGUAUGUGCGCACAUCUGUCUUCCUGCUGACUUUGGGGAUCUCGAUGAUCCUGGUGCUCCUGUGUGCUUUCCUGAUCCCCUGUCCUCCCAGAGAUCUGCACAGCACCUGGAGCCGCCACUUGGGCUCCCAGGGAGGUGAGCUGCAGAAUCUUCAGCCCUAA